AUGCCGUCACCUCUGCCAAAGGAUGCUCGGAGAUCUCUCGCAACCACUAAACCGAGUGAACAACAAGGCGAUAGCUCCAAAUGGAUAAUGGUCUCUAUUGCUUUGGGUGUCCCUCUAUCAAUCUACCUAUGGCGGAAAGGCGAUACGAAGAAGCCGAACAAUGAUGCCGUUGGCGAGCAUCGUGGGGCAAACCAAGAGUAUACACAAAACGCGGAGGGCAACCAGAGUGUUGAGCGACAACCUUCCGAUACCAAUUCCUCUGCUCAUGAUGAGCCUCGAGCCAUGGGUCCUGCUAAAGGACCGACAAGCAUGUCAUUCAAGCAACAGGGCCUUUCUAAUACCGAUACUAUGAACCCGUACAUCAAUGAGCCCGGCAAGAGUCAGAAGGGGGAGGGGGAGACGGAGACCGCAAAGGUAAAGGGCACUGUUAAGCCUGACCGACCGCAAGCGUGA
Messenger RNA from Penicillium arizonense, 453 nucleotides. RefSeq lists its product as uncharacterized. Lineage: Eukaryota; Fungi; Ascomycota; Eurotiomycetes; Eurotiales; Aspergillaceae. The record is from RefSeq and is a predicted model, not a curated record. Bases 1 to 453 code for a protein of 150 amino acids. The transcript is spliced from 3 exons.